AUGAAGUCAUCCGGAUUAGCCGUCGCCGCGCUAUGGUGGUCUUUCAGAGCCAGCGCUGCUCCCACGCGAGCGCGGGCUGUGCCACCGGCUGAAUUCACCGCCAACCCGCAAGUCGGCCCUGGAGGGUCGAGGUUCAAGGACUCGCCGCACUUCCGCGUCUACGCGGCGUCGAGCGACGCCAUCGCGAACGACGCGCUCCAGACGCUCGAGUCGGCCUACGACUGCUUCGUGACGGUCCAGGGGUGGCGAUCCCCCGGCCUGUCGAUCCACCUAGCCAGCGACGACGGUCCCUGGUACAAGAUGAACGUCUACCAGGUGAGCAACCCGGGGUCCGGCGCGGCCGCUAACAUGGGGGCGGACGGCACCGCUGGGCUCAGCUACCUCAACGUCGGGCCGGAGUGGAUGAACGUGGCCUCGGUGACGGUCCACGAGUUCGGCCACUCGCUCACCUACGCCGAGCGCUACUGGAUCGACCAGGGGCGCACGGGGGCGUGGUGGGAGCCGAUGGCCAACUUCGUCGCCGACACGUUCCUCACGUCGCCGGCGUGCGCCGCGUCGCGGGCCAAGUUCGGGCAGCCAGAGGGCGACACCAUCAUCGACCUGGCGAAGGUCCUCGGCGACGCGCACCAGGUGCUCGUGGACGGGACGAGCGGCAGCGGGAACUACUACGAGGCGUGGCCCUUCUUCGCCUACAUCGCCAACAACCCAGACGGCUUCGGCGGGCUCGGCGCGGCCAACUUCACCAGCCUGUGGCGGCAGUACCAGCGCGGCAGCAACGAGACGCCGCUGCACGUCGUCGGGCGGCUCGCCGCGCCGGCCACCGCCCAGGCCGUCGUCGCGCGCUACUGGGCGCGCAUGGCGUACGUCGACAUCGGCCACGCGCAGGCGCGCGCGCUGUUCGACCGCACGCGCCGCGGCAUCGGCCACGCGAACCUCGACGCGCUGGGCGGCGGGCGGUACCGCGUCAAGGCGGCGCGGCAGCCGCGGUACAUGGGCGCGAACAUCGUGCCGCUGCAGGCGACGACGGGCGGCGCGGGCGCCGUCGGCGUGGCCGUCAGCGCCGACGCGCCGUUCUCGGCGGCGCUCGCGGUGCGGGCUGCCAGCGGCGCCGUGCGCUACGUCGACGCGGUGGGCGGCCGCGCCGAGGCGACGCUCGCCAGCGGCGAGGAGGCCAGCCUCGUCGUCGUCAACACCCCCGACACGCUCUACCUGUACGACCCCUUCGCGCUCAGCGCCGAGGUCAGCCGCGGCCUCAGCUACGAGGUCCAGAUCACGGGCGCGACGGCUUAG
Messenger RNA from Durotheca rogersii, 1290 nucleotides. RefSeq lists its product as uncharacterized. Lineage: Eukaryota; Fungi; Ascomycota; Sordariomycetes; Xylariales; Xylariaceae. The transcript has a single exon. Bases 1 to 1290 code for a protein of 429 amino acids. The record is from RefSeq and is a predicted model, not a curated record.